This is a messenger RNA of Scomber japonicus (chub mackerel), 2471 nucleotides long. Its product is annotated as nuclear envelope pore membrane protein POM 121-like. The record is from RefSeq and is a predicted model, not a curated record. NCBI's taxonomy places the organism in Eukaryota, Metazoa, Chordata, Actinopteri, Scombriformes, Scombridae.
AUGAAGCAGAGCGUUUAUGGCCGAAGCUUCGACGAUAAUGAGGAACAACAUCCUCGUCUGUUAUCACGCAGUCCCAAGAUCCCAGUCACUACCUCAAAGGAAUCUAGUAGUGGUGGGAAGAGGAAACGGAAGAUCCAGCUGCUCCCGAGUCACCCGGACAACCACAUCGCUCUGCCUCCACCUCCAGAGCUCGGCUACACCAUCACUGCAAAAGAUCUCGAUGAAGAGAAACGAGCCGCCAUCAGCAAGAUCCAGAAAGUCCUGGAGACGCCUGCUCCAGAGCCAGAGAAGUCCGCCUCUCUCCCAACCUCCACUUCUACUCAGCCCGAGUUAUCAACCACAUCUGCCCCUAAAACCACCUUCACCAGCAGCAGCAGCACCACCCUGAGUAGCCUUCUGGCAGCUCCUCUGCCCACAGCCUCCAGCGCUGCCAUCCCAGUCAUCAACCUGGAUCCAAGCCCGGUCAGCAGCAGCAGCAGCAGUAGCAGUGUCAGCGCGGCUCCUGCAGCCUCCAACCCGCUGCUGGAGGCUCUGAAGAUGAAGAGUAGCACAGCGAGCUCCACACCUGCUGCCAGCACUACGACAGUGUCUGCAGUCACCACACCGGUGCAGCCGAGCAGUUUAAACCUGCAGACGACGGCCACAGUGAACCCCUUAGGGCUCCCUCCUCCCUACCAGUCCCAGUCCCAGCCCCAGACCUCCUCCUCUACUGGUGGGGAGCAGCCCUCUGCCUUUACUCAGGUGCUGGCCCAGGUCUCCAAACCUCCCAGCAGCACCCCGUCUGCAGCAGGCCUGUUUGGUCUUCUGAGCCAGACGAGCACCCCGACUGCUUUCACAGCGUCUAACCCCGUCACUGCUGCGUCCGCUGCUGCUCCGAUCAGCAGCUCCAACGCACCCAUCAGCACCAGUUACACCAGUACGGCCAACCCUCUGCUGUCUUCAGGGUUCAAGCCCAUCUUCUCCGUCACCACCUCCACUUCCUCCUCCUCAGCUGCUCCGCCUCAGAGAGCAAACCCGCUGUCCAGAAUUUCAAGCCCAUCUUUGCGAGCACGGACGGCGGGCGGAGGCUUCGGGCAGCCGUCGUCCCUGACAACCACCAACCCGUCGUCUACGGUUUCCUCCAGUAGUACGCCCUCGAUGUUCGGCUUGACAAGCAACACAGUUGCACCGUCAGCUUUCCCCGGCUUGGCCAACACCCUAACCGGAACUCCCUCCUCCUCCUCCAGCAGCAGCUCCGUCACCACCUCCGCCUCGCAACCCGACGCUGUUAAAUCCCUCUUCGGAAACUGGCCCGCUCCGUCAACCACGAGUACGAGCUCUGCACCGGCUACAGGAAGCACAUUUCAAUUUGGAGCUGCUACAACUACGCCUGCAGCCGCCGCCGCUGCUGCUGCUACCACGACCUCCACCAGCUCCAAUUUCUCAUUCGGUGGAGCUCAGCCGGACCCUCAAGCAGCUAACCCGAAGGGAUUCACGUUUGGGCAGACUGCACCGAGCCAGAACACGACCACGGCUUCAUUUGGAGGCUUCGGCAUGGCCAAUACAGCACCCACUACCGUCGCCCCCUCCACCCAAUCCACCUUCGCCUUUGGAAAGCAGUCAUUUGAAGCUCCGGCAACUCAGUCCACCUUCAGCUCCACAGCAGCUCAGCCGAAGCCGUUCUCCUUUGGAGGCGGAGCAGCCACCUCCACGCCUGCCUCUAACCCCGCCCCGGCCCCCGGUCCUUUCAAUUUCGGAGCACCUGCCGCCGCCACCACAGCGUCCACUUUCGGAGCACCUGCUGCAACCACAGCAUCCACUUUCGGAGCACCUGCUGCCACCACAGCAUCCACUUUCGGAGCACCUGCUGCCACCACAGCAUCCAGCUUCGGGACUCCAGCUAAACCAACAUUCGGAGCCACCUCUACUGGUUUUAGCUUCGGAGGCACCACUGCUCCGUCGGCCGCUCCCACAGCUGCUCCCGCCGCCGCUCCUCCGAGUUUCGGUGGAGCGGCUCAGACUCAGAGCUCCGCCUCAGCUACUUUCACGUUUGGAGGUGCAGCUCCUCCUCAGCAGGCUCCGCCCCCCGGACCUGCUCAGCCAGCACCCGGAGGAUUUAACUUUGGUGGUGCUGGUAUGCCGCGGCCCCAGUUUGGAACACCGGUCGCAAGUAAUCCUGCAACACAAAUGGGAGGAUUCAACUUUGGGGCUGCUGACAAACCAGCUUUUGGGACGUCCACGCCAUCCUUCGGCCAGAGCACCCCUGGUCCGAUCCCCUUCGGAAGUCCUGGAACUCCAGUCCAAGGCUUCAACGCUGUUCCUUUCGGGUCUCCUGCGACUCCCUCCUUCUCCAUCGGUGCCGGAUCGAAGCCGUCUGGAGCUCGGCAGAGGCUGCAGGCGCGGCGGCAACACAACAGGAAGAAGUAACCUCCUGCUCCUCACUCUGCUGCUAGCCCAACAACCUAUCAGAGGACUCCGGCUUCUUGUCGCUG